Messenger RNA from Gracilinanus agilis (Agile Gracile Mouse Opossum), 2421 nucleotides. RefSeq names its product zinc finger protein 250-like. The transcript has 7 exons. Lineage: Eukaryota; Metazoa; Chordata; Mammalia; Didelphimorphia; Didelphidae. Gene Ontology annotation, molecular function: DNA-binding transcription factor activity; RNA polymerase II cis-regulatory region sequence-specific DNA binding. The coding region runs from base 1 to 2421 and encodes 806 amino acids. Gene Ontology annotation, biological process: regulation of transcription by RNA polymerase II. The record is from RefSeq and is a predicted model, not a curated record.
AUGGGGCCACCCUCCCGGCUCGGCAACAUCCCUUCACUAGGACAAGGGGAAGAGCGCUCAUCUCUAACCUCAUGCCUGGAGACUGUGGGAAGAGGAACGGACCCGGGGAUGGGGUUGGUGGGGCUGGGACUCACCCUCUGCUCCGAGGCCCCGCAGACAGGGGACAAGGAGAAGCCGGCCACUAACCGAACCCGUAGGGACGCGGAGCGGAUCGAUCGGCCCAGAGAGGGUGAGCCUGCGGCCGCCGCGCUGACCCUGGCCAGGGAGAGGUCCCCGCCCCCUGCCCGUCACCUCCAGCUCGCAGCUCCGGGCGCCCGCCGCGUGGCGGCUCGUGACCGAGAUUCCCCUGUUUCCCAAGGGGGUAAGCACCAGGUAAUGGCAGAUGAGCUCUUUUCACCCAGGUCUCAGGGCCGAACACUGGGAUUAUCAUUAGGCUGCUGCAGGAAUAUAUUUCAGGCAUCUAUGAUGUUUGAAGAUGUGGCUGUGUACCUCACCCGAGAAGAGUGGAGCCAUCUGGGUCCUGCUCAGAGAAACCUCUACAGGGAUGUGAUGCUGGAGAAUUAUGGGAAUGUGGUCUCUCUGGGAUUUCCAGUAUCCAAACCAAAUGUGAUUGCCCAGCUAGAACGAGGGGAAGAGCCAUGGAUCCUAGACAUUCAGGAAGCUGAAGGGAAAGAGAUGCUGAGAGGUGAUUGUUCAGAUUGUGAAUCGAGGACUGGGAAAAAUGAGCAAUUUCCAAAGCAGGAAAUUUCUGAGGAGGUGGAACCACAAUGGACAAUAUUGGAAACACUCACAGGGAAUAUUCCUCAAGGAUCCAAAUGGGGAGAAGUCUGUGAAUAUGAAGGAGGACCAAAGGAAAAUUGGGAAUCCUCUGUAGGGAAGCUUCUUUCUCAUGAGGGAUGUUUUAGGACAGUUCCAGUGAUCCACCAGAUAUCAACAACAGGAAUGAGAAGCCAAGAAUGUAAUGAAUUUGGAAGAAACUUCAGACUGACUUCUAACCCUGUUCGAUUUCAGAGAGAUCCUUCAGGAGAGAGAAUACAGCAGUGGGAUGAAAUGGACCAAAGAUUCAAACGAAAUUCAAAUUUAAUUAAAUAUCAGAAAGACUAUACAAAAGAGAAACCUUGUGAUAAUUCUAUAUAUUGGAAACAAUUUGGACAGAGCUCAAAUCUUAUUGAACAUCAAAAAAAUCACACUAGAGAGGAAAGUUAUGAGUGUAAUGAAUAUGGAAAACAUUUUAUCAGAAGGUCCCUGCUUAUACAAAAUCAGGGAAUUCAUACAGGAGCAAAAACAUAUGAGUGUAGUGAAUGUGGAAAUACUUACAGUAAGAAGUCUCUUCUUAAUGAUCAUCAGAAGAUUCACAAUGCAGGGAAACAUUACCAGUGUAAUGUAUGUGGAAAAGCCUACAAUAAGAAGUCAACAUUUGUUGAUCAUCAAAAAAUUCACACUGGAGAAAAACCCUAUGAGUGUAGUGAAUGUCAUAAAUGCUUUAUCAGAAAGUCUUUGCUUAUUCGACAUCAGAGAAUUCACACAGGAGAGAAACCAUAUGAAUGUACUGAAUGUGGGAAAGCCUGCAGUCAAAAGUCUGCCCUUCUUGACCAUCAAAGACUUCACACAGGUGAGAAACCUUAUGAGUGCAGUGAAUGUGGCAAGCACUAUAUUAGAAAGGCUUUGCUUAUUGAACACCAGAGAAUUCACACAGGAGAAAAACCCUAUAAGUGUAACGAAUGUGGGAAAGCCUAUAGAAAGAAGUCUACUCUUGUAGAUCAUCAGAGACUUCAUACUGGAGAGCGAUCCUAUGAAUGUAAUGAAUGUGGAAAAAUCUUCACCCAAAGUCUAAAUUUCAUUCAACAUCAGAGAAUUCACACAGGAGAGAAACCCUAUCAAUGUAGUGAUUGUGGGAAACCAUUCAGUCAUAGAUCUGCCCUUAUUCAACACCAGAGAAUUCAUACUGGAGAGAAACCCUAUGAGUGUAAUGAAUGUGGUAAAGCCUACUGGAGAAAGUCUACCCUUAUUGAUCAUCAAAGGCUUCACACUGGAGAGAUACCUUAUAAAUGUAGUACAUGUGGGAAGGCUUUCAGGCAUAGACCAUCUUUUAUUGAACAUCAGAAAUUACAUAAUGGAGGCAAACAUCAUGAGUCUUUCAGUCAGAAGUCUACACUUAUUGAUCACCAGAGACGUCAUAGUGGGGAGAAACCCUAUGAAUGUAGUGAAUGUGGCAAAUGCUUUAUCAGAAGAGCUUUCCUUAUUCAGCACCAGAGAGUUCACACAGGAGAGAAACCCUAUGAGUGUAAGGAAUGUGGAAAAGCCUAUAGAAAGAAGUCUACCCUUACUAGUCAUCAGAAAAUUCACACUGAAAAGAAACAAGAAUUAAUUAAUAUUGAAAAGCCAUCAGUCUUGAAGCCUACUCUUAUUGAUCACCAAUGA